AUGUCCCUUUCGAUCCAUCACCAAUGGCAUGCACCUUAUGAGGACAUCGAACUAUCACCAGUUGUGCAAGACCUUAUCAAUUCACUUGUAUCGACCAAAACUCCAUCCGAAAUAUACCGCGAGAUUCGACAGAUUCCGGAAGGAAAACCAGUGACUAGACAUCAAGUCUACUAUCUCUGGCAGAAAGCGAACGCGGAAAUCUGGCAGCGAGACCUAGACCCCUUCAUUUCGGCUACCAUGCUUCUUUCUGAAAACAGUCACUAUCGCGAUCACCACGGGAUCUUCACGGCAGGAAACCUGAGGGCAUUGGGGUUUUUCGCGUCCGAACCUAUCCAGAAGCUUCGCAAUACAGCCCCACAAUUGGUGAUGGACUCGACAUUUGGAACUAACAGUGGCGGGAUGGAUCUAUUCGCGGUAUUAGCUGAAGUUGAAGGUACUGGUGUUCCGCUUGCAUAUUGUCUGGUCGAGCUGCUAAAGCCCCCGCAGGCCAAUUUAGCCGAGGGGAAACCCGUCCGUGCGGAUCCUGGGGCGAUGACAUACAUUAUUCAACAAUUUCUGGAGCGACUGAAAAUUUUCGGAUUCAAUCCGAGAUGCGUCGCGGUUGAUAAGGAUCCUUCCGAACUUGCAGCGGUCACCACCGUAUGGCCUGGGGUCAAAGUUCAGCUUUGCUACUGGCAUGUCAAGCGGGCCGUAGGUACGAAACUCAAUUCGUCCAAAAGCACCAACACCCAAAAUCAUUACCGGCCCGAGGAGGCUCAAAAGCAGAUUCCAGACUUGGAGAUCUGCUGGGGUUCGCUACCGGUCCGCCGACCGGUGAGCCAUAGAUUUGGCGAUUGCUCAUGCCCGUCAAAGGGUGAGAAAAUCAAUGAAAUGGGGAGACUUGAGCCCGCCACGAAGGAGGACCGUGACACGGUUCUGGAGAUUUUCUGCCGACAUUUUAACCUCCAUCCUCUUAUCCCUGAUUCUAACGGCACUUACAAGUGCUCGACAACUUUGCAUCAUGAAUGUGCGGCAGAGAUACAUACCUGGUCUGGUUUGUGGGCACGGGCUGCUGACUCUACUGAGAUCCCGGUGGCGAAGACAACAAUGAUCGUGGAGCCGCAUUGGCGAACACUGAAGCACGACUAUCUUCAUCGAUUCAAUCGGCCGCGAGUUGACCUGGUGGUGUGGGUCUUGGCAUCGCGAGUUCUCCCAGAUGCUAUCCAUCGAAUGAAAGCUAUUUCCAGUGGGCAGUUCCGCAUAUUCAAAGCUCGAUGGAGAGAGGCAUUUAAGAAGCAGUGGCGAAGAGAGGCCUCUAAAACCGUCGAACCCGACAAGUUGAAGGAAUACCACACAAGUCCGGUCAACUGGGUUUGUUCAUGCAAAUCCUUCCUGCACAGUCGCUUCCUUAUCUGCAAACACAUUGUUCAUUGUUUUGAGUCAUCUAGUCCGGACUUUUUUGAAACUGUUAGUCGUCAGACGGUCUAUCCUUUCUGGAAAGAUGAACGAUUGGUUCUGCUACCUGAGUUUGCGUCGAGAGAGGGACUCCGCACUCGGAAGUUGCAUGGAAACAUCGAAAUGCAAGACACCACCCUCGCGUCACCAUUAGACUCCUCAGGAAGUGAGUCGGAGCAGGAUGAGGAGGAUGACCAAGAGGCUGUACCUCUGGAAAUCCAGGUCGCAGAAUUCAGAACAGUGAUGCAGGAAGCGAUAGAAAUUUUUGAGGAUCAAGUGGCGAAAGGAAAUGAGAAGUUUGUGGAAAGAUUCAUAGCAUCUAACCAGAUUAACCGUACUUGGGUGGAGGAAGUUAAGCACCGUCGUAAUAUGCGCAGUAUGCCACGGACUUGGGGAAGAUGCAAACACCCAGCGACAAUGUAA
Messenger RNA from Penicillium canescens, 1857 nucleotides. RefSeq names its product ATP-dependent DNA helicase PIF1. Gene Ontology annotation, molecular function: zinc ion binding. Bases 1 to 1857 code for a protein of 618 amino acids. The transcript has 2 exons. NCBI's taxonomy places the organism in Eukaryota, Fungi, Ascomycota, Eurotiomycetes, Eurotiales, Aspergillaceae. The record is from RefSeq and is a predicted model, not a curated record.